AGAAAAACUGUAAUCUGAUGAUUAACCGGCCCUCUUCACUGAUCACUUUGGAAACUCCGGAGAGUUCUUUUGCUCAGCCGGUGCAGCUCGAGCUUCACUUCAGGCCCUUUUAUCGCACGGGAGCACGAGUCCAGUUGGCUGAUGAACCUAACUUCAAUUAGGCGGGAGCGCGCACCUUAUUAAUCCAUCUGCCGGCAUCUCUAGUGUUUGGGGAAACCGGUAGAGCAUGCGUUUAGCGCUAAAACACCGUACAAGGGAGGGAGCGGGAGGAUGAGAGGGAGAGGAUGAGAGGAGAGAGAGAGAGAGAGAGAGAGAUGGGUGGGGGUUGGGUGGUAAUGUGCGAGUUGUAGCGAAUGGUCUCUCGCUUCAAUGUUGCGGGCAGUGUGGUGAUAGAGCGCUAGAGCACUGGAGAGAGUCGGGUCGCAUGAACCACCGGGGUUCCCAUAGCGCGGGGACAAGCAGCCACGUUACACUCAGAGGCGGAUGGACGGAAAGAUAGGCAAGUGAGCCUCAAACCACAAGCGCCACGGAGGGGCUGCUUACUAUGUGCUCCUUAGUGCGUCGUUCCGUUGCCUUAUUUAUUUCUUUAUUUCUCUAUCGACUGAUUGCGUUUUAAUUACCUUGCCUUGUGGUAGAGCGCGGGGGAGGAGGGGCAAAUGCUGCGAGGAGAGGCAGCGUUGGCUUGUUUAUUUAUCUCUAAUAUAGAUUUAGCGACUCGAUGUAAUCACCUGCUGCCAUUCAUUGCCGCCGAUUCUCUGAAUGCGGGAGAGGAUGCUGCCCACGGGGACAGCGAGCUAUAUAGUGUUUACAGCUGCACACCAAAUGAAUGAACCAAAUAUUUAGUCAACUUUUCAUUAAACGAACUCGCUCUACCACAGGCCUUUACUGAUGCUGUUUUUUUUUACCGAGUCAUAUACUGUUAAGCGCGAGAGCGAUAGUUUUAUAUUGAAGUGAAAUACCAAAGCCUCCGGCAGGCGAGGUCGCAAGGGGCCGGACACUCUCUGCUGUCUGUACACUAAAGGGAGCGAGAACAAACAUGAGGCAUAUAUUUACAGGCACCAAACGUGUAGGAGUAGUAGUAGUAGUAGUAAUAAAAUUAUUAUUAUUAUAAGCUUAAUAGUGUUGGUAAUGGUGACAUUCCGUCCAUCCGUCUGUGUGUGUCUGUGUGUGUUUGAGGUGUGAAGCUACCAGAGCAGCCAAGGGACAGUGCGCGUGUGUAUUCUAUGCAUAUACUUACCAAAAAAUCUAACCGACCAAAUAGACACUUAAUGCGUCUGACAGAAAACUAAAAAACUACAAGACAAGACAAGCCGCCACAACUGAAUGUGUUCCGAGCUAACGAUACCAAAUAAGUUGCGUUCCAAACGCAGUCUACCUGGCUGGACCGAGGGGAAACGGAAGAGUACCGGGGAACCGUGCUGCUGCGAUUAUUAGUGCCACCCGAAAGCAUCCACCGUCACCGAACAAGACCGAGCAGAAGACGGGGGAUUAUGUUCGUCCCCCUGCCGGUGCCGCUCGUGUUCCAGAGGGCUGCAUCCGAUCUCAGCGCCUGGCGCCUCAAGUCUCCGCCAGCCUCGCGCUCCAGUCCCGACUUCAGGAUGUCCAAGUCUGUAGAGGAUGAGAAUAAAAUAGUUGAUUCUCCAGUGGAGAGCACAGACUUGGACCGCAAUGGUCACGACACAAAUAAUCAGGUUCAGGCAAUGAAAAUCAAUCCACUCUCCCACUCCCCACCACAGGGUAAGAUGGAGGAGUGUGUGUCUUUAGUGGCCCCCACUCAGAUGCCCCGCCCUCACACACAACUCAUGCUGACGGGCAGCCAGCUAGCAGGGUUGGCCGCUCUUCUCCCUGCGCAGCAGCAGUUGUUGUUGCAGCAGGUUCAGGUUCAGGCUCAGCUCCUGGCAGCUCAUGCCCACGCAGCCGCAGCAGCCAAUCAGCAGCCGACUCAGACAAAGCAGGGCCAAUCACAGAGCACACAGGCACAGACCCCGCCCCCUGUCGCGCCCCCUCCACCCCAGCUUGCACUCUCUCAACCAAUCCAACUCACAGCCCAGGAUGUUCAGCAGUUGUUUCAGCUACAGCAGCUGCUUCUGGUACCAGGACACCACCUUCCUCAAGGUCUGUUGUCUACACAAAAUCUGAUUUCGCUACCUCAGCAAAGCCCAGGGAGCCUGCUGACUCUCUCCCCGGAUGGGAACCUCCCAGCCCCUCAGAGGGAGAGGACAGCAGAUAACCUGGUGACCCCUGUGACCCCGGUGACCUCUCACCAUGAGGAGCCUGGAGACUUGGAGGAGCUGGAACAGUUUGCCCGCACCUUCAAACAACGCCGGAUUAAACUAGGCUUCACACAGGGUGAUGUGGGGCUGGCGAUGGGGAAGCUGUAUGGAAAUGACUUCAGCCAGACGACCAUUUCCCGCUUUGAGGCGCUCAACCUGAGCUUCAAAAACAUGUGCAAACUCAAACCUCUACUGGAGAAAUGGCUCAACGAUACCGAGAACAUGUCUCUGGACAGCACAUACACACACACACUGCCCAGUCCAGGCUCCCUGGCCUCUCCAUCUCUGGGUCUCGAGGGUCUCCCUGGCCGCCGCCGCAAGAAGCGCACGAGCAUCGAAACCAACAUCCGCGUAGCCCUUGAGCGGAGCUUCAUUACGAACCAAAAGCCGGCGUCGGAGGAGAUCCUGCAGAUUGCGGAGCAGCUGAACAUGGAGAAGGAGGUGGUGCGCGUCUGGUUCUGCAACCGGAGACAGAAGGAGAAACGCGUCAGCCCCUCCAGUGCCACGUCCCCUCUGCCCGGCCACGCCCCCAACGCCACCACACACAAACUCCCCUGCUACAGCCCACUCAUGAUGACCACUCAAGGACUCACCCAACCUCCUACCAGUCUCAGCUCAACAGUGACCUCUCUGCCCUCUAUUUGCCCUUUGACUCCCAGUGGACCACCACCUCUAAGCCCCGCCCAGUCUCCUGUUGGUCCGCCUCCUCGUAGCACAGCCAGCCCCGCCCCUCUGACCCACAGCACACUGAGUCUCAACACAGGCCUGUGGCGUUUGGGCAAAAAGAAUGGUUACAGUUCACACAGCAGCAGUGAUUUGAGGAACACUGUGAUGGGAGUUAACACAGGGAUGAAUCAUUCUCUCCUCAGCAACAACCCACUGGCCACCAUACAAGCUCUUGCAACCAGUGGUGGUCAACUUCCCAAUACCAGUCCUGAGGACAGGACUAACAUUUUGAUUGGCGGCUCUGGGACUCAGGGGGCAGGCUUUCCCUCUUCUCUGUUCCUUAACCAUUCUACCCUGUUGCCCAUGGCAGCAAAUCCUGGCCUGCGAUUGGCCAGUCCUGCUGCCAGCAAAGCUGCCAAAAACUCCUAUCUCAGUGCAAGGGGAAUUACCCCCACCCCCUGUUCCCCUGCUUCUUCCUGUUCAAGCCCCGCCUCUUCCUGCUGCUCUGCUGAAGUGCUGUACAGCCCUCUCUCUCUGAGUGGAGCCAAGAUUGAGUGACAACCUCAUCUGACCAAUUACUGGACAGGAGUGCUCGAUGGAAAGGGGAGCACAGGAGAUGCAAACCCCACCUUCUAACCAAAGCUCUCUCUCUCUCCAUGUCCUGGUGCCACACACGCACGCACACACAUACACACACACACACACACACACACACACACACACACACACAUACAGGCUGGAUGAGAAGGGGGGGAGAGAGACCAGACCAAACUGCUGCUCAAAUGGAGGCUGUGUGUGCCUGCAGUACCAGUGGUGGGCAGCAGGGGGCCAUGCAGCGCUGCUCAAAGAGCUGGAGCCAAAAAGGACAAACUGAAACUUUAAUUAAUGCAUGUGUGUGUGCGUGUGUGUGUGUGUGCGUGCGUGCUUGCGUGCAUGCGUGUGAGCUGCUGUGCAAGAGAAAAACAGAGGCAUGUGUGUGUGUGUCUCUUUGAAAACUUUUCUUUUUUCCCUAAGUGUAUGGUCUCCUGGGAAACCACCGAAACCAAAAACUCAAGGAGAGGAAAGACGAGGAGACGAUCAUGCACACACUCACACACACACAUACAGACUAAGAAUGACUGCUGCAGGCAUGCACACACACACACACACACACCAAACCAAAUACCAAAACCAAACCAAAUACCAAAUACCAAAACCAAACCAAAUACUUAAACCAAAUACCAAAUACACAGAGACAUAGCUUUAUUCAAAGGACCCGUUCCCAAGGUUCUCAUCCAGGGCCACACACAUUCAUAGACACACAGACACACAGACACACACAGAGACACACACACACACACACACACACUCAUAGACAAACACACACCACACAUAGACACACACACACACACACACACACACACACACACACACACACACUCACACACACACACACCACACAUACACAUACACCACUCACAGACAUACACACAGACACACAUGUACAUACACACACAUGGCAUGUGGAUUGUGGAACAUGUUCCGAAGUGUUCCUCUGCUGUUGUCCUGCUAGAACCCUGUCUGUGUGCUUAGGUCUGUCUCUUUGUGUCCACUCAUGUGCCUAACAUGUCUGUGCACACACACAUACAAACACAUAACUGCUGCAUCAUCAUCAUCAUCAUCAUCUUCAUCAGCGUCCUUCAUCCACACGCAGGCAGGGGAUGUGUGUGUGUUUGUGUGUGUGUGUGUGUUUUGCGUGUUAAAGGGUAAUGGAAAAGUGUACUCCAAGAGCUGUGUAGAUGAUGUCCAUCUAUUGGUGGAGUGUGUGUGUGUGUGUGUGUGGACAGAUUGGGUUGUGUGUAUAGAUCGGGGGGAGUGUGUGUGUGGACAGAUUGGGUUGUGUGUAUGUGUGUAUAGAUCGGGGAGAGUGUGUGUUUGUCAAAGAUGCUCUUUAUGUUCCAUUCAUCACCUGCCACACACACACACGGAAGACAGGAUAGAGAGAUAUAUGGACGGAGGAAUGGAGCGUAUCCCUCCUGCUCUCCUCCUCGCUCUCGUGUGUGAGUGGCUCUGGACGGGCAGACUCCACUCCUGCAGACAUGUGUCUGUGUUUGUUUAUGUGUUUGUUUGUUUGUUUGCACGUUGUUGGUUGCUAAGCGAUGUUCUGUGCUAUGAGUGGAUUUUCUCAGAUGACGAAGCUGUCAGAGAGAUGCACACAAGAGGCACAGAACAGGUUUAUGAUGCGCACACACACACGCACACAAACGCAUGCACGUGCGCACACACACACACACACACACACAUGCACACACGCACAGUCACACACACACGCGCGCGCGCGCACACGCACGCACACACACACACUCACACGUACACACACACACACACACAGCUCAGACAUCAAGACAUAUACACAUGCCCUUACAUACAAUCAAGAACACACCCAUUCAAUGAUAGUUUCUAUUGGCUGCCCCCCAGACUGUGUGGCCAUACUGGUGGGUGUGUCUGUUCCCACUGGCUAAGUUUUCUAAGUGAGCUGGAUUAGCCCUAAGCUGGUUCUACCCGGUUCUAAGACAGAUGGGCUGGAUGAUUUGUUCCUGGUCCACUCCAGUGGUCACAACGCUCUGGUUCUGGACGGAAUGUAUCUCUGUAUUAGUGGUUCUGUAGAAAACAAUCUUUAUUCCACUGCAUACAUGUUGCUACUCAAGAACACCAAAAGGACAAAAAAAAACUGAAAAAUUAAAAAAUGUCAGUGAUGAUGACUUAAAUUUAGACCAAAUAUUUCCUAAACUAUCUCUCUAGGUUUUGUAUUCUCUUUAUGUUGCCUUUUUGGUUUAUAGUUGUAUAUUUAUCUGUGCUCUGGAGCGGGUUGUGUGUGUGUGUGUGUUUAUGAUUAUGUGUUAGAUGCUGUUUCACGGGGGGCGGGUCUAUCUUUAGGGAAAUAGAACCCAACCUGUGCCAAGGUGACCUGCAAACCAAAUAAUAAACAAAUGUAACCAUUGGUCCUGCUCAACCAAUGAUAGGAGAGGGUGGGACCAUGGGUGGGGCAGCACUGUGUUCGCCCGUCAGUGAUUGGCCACAGAGCUCAACACUCAAAGAGAGCAGUGCUGCUACCCCCUCCACACUCUGAAAGCUUUAAACAGCUAUGAACCAAAAACAAGGAGCAGAGAAAAGAGGAGAGAAGAGGAGCUGCCUCUCACCUUCUCUCUCCUUCGCUCUCUCAUCCUCUCUCUUCCCUCUCUCUUUCACUCUCCUUCUCUCGUGUUCUCUCAUCUGUAGUUUUUUCUUGUGAAUGUGUGUGUUGGUGUUGUGAGUUCUACUGAUGAAGAGAUAGCUCAUUGUAUACCUCAUAUUCUUAAUGAUAAACCAAAUAGACCAAUGUGUUAAAUACACACACAGGGCAAAGGGCAGGAUUGCAGGUUUGGCUACUCUGUCGUCAUAGCAACAUUUUCCUGUUGCCCCUGACAUGGGCUACAAGUGGAGCAGUCCACUUCCCUUGGCCUCUCUGAUUGGCUGAGGUGUGCUGGGCUGGAACCUUAUUGGUCAGCGCAGCUGCUGUGUCACCCAGCUUCAGAGAGUCCAGAGCGGUUAGCACGUAGCUGUGACAGGAUUGUAGCUAUGGUUGCUAGGUGACACACACACAGAGACACGUGGUGUGUGUGUGAGUACCUGUGUCCUAGUGAAGGGGUGUGUGUGUGUAUGGGAGGGCCUAUGUCCUAGUGAAGUGUGUGUCAGGGUAUGUGUGUGUGUGUGUGAGGGCCCAGGGUCCUAGUGGAGUGUUUCCAAAGAAUGAUGCCAAAGCCAGCCUUCCACCGGACACUGGGUCCUUCACAUACUCCCUGAGAUGCUUAUAACACACUCACACACACACACACAUACACACGCUGACCACCCUCUCUUGUCGAACACACAGUUCCUCUCCAUUUUCUUUUUCUAAAUAGCUUCAGGCCAAAGGAUCACUGCGGUGGCAGCAAAGGCUUCUCAGCAACAUAGAAAUCAACCAAAGAAUCUCUUACAACCUCUCUCACUCUUCCCCCCAUCUCUCUCCCUCUCUCUCUUCCCCUAUCUCUCUCUCUCUCUUCCCCAUCUCUCUCUCUCUUUACCACUCCUCUCUUUCCCUGGUCUAUCCAUCCCUUGUCACCUAGCUACCUAUCUUUAAAAACUUACACCUCAGUUAAACAAAUGGAAAUUAUAAUAAUAAUAGUAAUAAUAAUAAUUAUAAUUAUACUAAUAACAAUAAUGAUAACAACAAAAAUGCUGAUGAAGAUGGUGAUGAUGAAAUGUAUAUGUUUAAUUCUUUGUCAUGAGGAUUAUGGUGGUGAUGAUGAUUAGGAUGAUGAAGAUGAGGAUUAUGGUGAUGAUGAUUAGGAUGAUGAAGAUUAGGAUUAUGGUGAUGAUGAUGAUGAUAAUGAAAAGUUUAGUCUUUGUACACUGUGGUUGUUUAGUUGGUUUCAUUUGUGCUGCCAAAGCAUUACUAAGCUGUACCAAAAUAUCUGUGUGUGUGUGUAUGUGUGUGUGUGAGUGUGUGUGGAGACAGCACAGGCUUUUGAUGUGUCUACCUUUCAAACCAAAACUAGACGAGAAGAACUGAACUGGUCUUUGGCUUGGUCACUGUACAGUGUUAUUCAUCUCAAGCCAUUUUUGUAACUGAAAGUGUUUCAUUUGUCUGAUUAAAUACAGGAUUCCAAAACACA
Messenger RNA from Alosa alosa (allis shad), 7612 nucleotides. RefSeq names its product POU class 2 homeobox 2a (gene pou2f2b). Bases 1491 to 3497 code for a protein of 668 amino acids. Gene Ontology annotation, cellular component: nucleus. Gene Ontology annotation, molecular function: RNA polymerase II cis-regulatory region sequence-specific DNA binding; DNA-binding transcription factor activity, RNA polymerase II-specific. Lineage: Eukaryota; Metazoa; Chordata; Actinopteri; Clupeiformes; Clupeidae. The transcript has 17 exons. Gene Ontology annotation, biological process: regulation of transcription by RNA polymerase II. The record is from RefSeq and is a predicted model, not a curated record.